AUGAAAAGUUUAUUCAAGAAAUCAUUUUCAAUACAAUCACAAUCUUUGAUGAGUGGAUCAGACAAGAAAAAGUUGAAAGAGAAAUUAUCAUAUCGAUUCAAGUCGUUAUGUUCAUCCAAUUCAUCUAUUACAGCAGAUACAUUUGAUCAAGUACUACAAAAUAAAAAGGAUUUAGGUGUGGUAAAGAUUCAUAAUCCACAAGCUACUCUUUAUUGUCAAUUAGGAGAUCCUUUAUUCUUUGAAUAUUCAAAUCAACUAUAUCCUUCAAUUUAUACAUUAUAUAAAUUACCAAAUUUAUUACCGAUUGUUUUGAUUCAUGCACCUGUAUUUAAAUAUAUAUCGACUGGUGCCGAUUUGAUGUUUAGAGGUAUUAUCAAUUUCGAUCAAGUACCAGAGACUGAAGGUAGUUUGGUUUCAAUUUGUAUUAAAGGUUGUCCACAACCAAUUGCAUUUGGUCAAACUUUAAAGUUUACAAAAAAGGAUAAAAUCGAUCAAUCUGGAAAGGCUGUUCAAAUCAUUCAUCAUGUUGAUGACGCUCUUUGGAAUUAUGGUUCAAAAAGUUUACAAUUUAAUUUUCAAGAAGAAAUAGAAGAAGAAGAGGAGAAGGAAAAUGAGGAGGAAGAAAAAGAACAAGAAGAGGAGGAAGAAGAAGAUGAUGAUGACCAAGAAGAAGAGGAAGAGGAAAUGAAAGAAAAAUUGGAAAAAUUAAAUAUUAAAGAUACAACAACAACAUCAACAGUAUCAAAUAAUCCUUCUUCUACAAUAUCAAAAGAAAAAAUGGAUGAAAUAAUAGAAACAAGUUUUAUGGGAACAAUUAAAGUUGGUAUAAAAGAUGGAGAAUUACCAAUGGUAUUAAAGACAUUUUUCAACAAGUAUAUGUUGUAUUAUGCACCAUCGAAUGAACCAGAAAUCAAUAUUGCCAAAUCAUCAUAUAAAAAGGUAUCAAAACUAUUAGAGGCAAUGAAAAAGAGAGGAUUGGUAGAGACUAGUGAACCGACACCAGGUAAUAUCAUGGUGACUAGAAUCGUUAGAUCACAUCCAGAUUACAAAUCAUUUGUACCAUUGUCAGAUCAAGAUAUAGUUGGUGAUAAACCAUCACAAACAAAAGGUGAUGAUGAUGAUCAAGGUGAUAUUGAUGAUCCAUAUGGUAGUACUGGUACUGGUUUGGCACCAAUUAAAUCAAUUGUACCAGUCUAUCCAUUACCAAAUACCUUUUUCGAAUAUGCUAUAGAAGGUAAAAAGUAUUAUACCUUUCAACCAGAGAUCAAGACAAUGGUCGGAAAAUAUAUUGUCGAUCAUAAAUUGGAUGAUCCAAUCUAUCGAGCAAAUAUAAAGUUGGAUGAAUCUCUUGCCAAUAUGUUGGGUAGAGAGAUUGGACAAUCUGUAGGCAAGAAUCAAUUACUCCCAUUAAUCAAAGAACAAAUGAAAUUGUAUCUAGAGAUUUCACGUUCAGAUGGAUCAGUUCAAUACAUUCAAUCAAAGAAAAUAGAAAUCUAUGCUAAAAAGGUUGCCAACAAAUAUAUACUAGAAGUUCACAACCUACACUUGUUUUCCAUUUCAUUAAAGGAAUUUGCAAAGGAUGGUAUGAAAGAAUUUGCAGCUAGUACUACAGUCACUCAAGGUAUUGGUAAAAAUUAUAAUAUUGUUAAAAUUCAAGGUAACGAUGCAGAUAGAGUAUCAACACAUUUACAACAAAAAUAUCAUAUACCAUCUUUUUGUAUUGAUUGUAUUAUCCAUCCAAGUACUACUUAA
This is a messenger RNA of Cavenderia fasciculata, 1752 nucleotides long. RefSeq lists its product as uncharacterized. The transcript has 2 exons. Gene Ontology annotation, biological process: translational initiation; formation of translation preinitiation complex. Gene Ontology annotation, molecular function: RNA binding; translation initiation factor activity. Lineage: Eukaryota; Evosea; Eumycetozoa; Acytosteliales; Cavenderiaceae. Bases 1 to 1752 code for a protein of 583 amino acids. The record is from RefSeq and is a predicted model, not a curated record.